AUGCCGUCGGGAUUGGAUCUUUUAAUGGCCCGUAAGGAGCCGAAAGCUGAGGCAAUUCAAACCAAGGAGCAGAUGUCAGAAAGAAUGCCUUGGGUGGAAAAAUACAGACCUAAGAACUUGGAUGAGGUGAGCUCUCAGAAAACAACGGUGCAGAUCUUGAAGAAGAAUCUAGAAACAGCUAACUUGCCUCAUAUGCUUUUCUAUGGUCCCCCCGGUACAGGUAAAACUUCGACUAUUCUUGCAAUGGCCAAACAAUUAUAUGGACCUCGUCUUUUCAAGACCCGUGUGCUAGAAUUGAACGCUUCUGAUGAACGUGGAAUUAGUAUCGUGAGAGAGCGGAUUAAGGGAUUCGCACGGUUGACCGUUUCCAGGCCUUCGCAGGAAGACAAGGCAAAUUAUCCUUGCCCUCCUUAUAAGAUGAUUAUAUUAGAUGAGGCAGACUCGAUGACCGGAGAUGCACAGUCUGCACUAAGACGAACGAUGGAGACAUACUCGGGAAUAACGAGAUUUUGCCUAAUUUGCAACUACGUGACUCGAAUUAUUGAUCCGUUGGCUUCUCGAUGCUCGAAGUUUAGAUUUAAGUCUUUAGAUGAAGGCAGUGCGCUUACCAGGCUUGAGUAUAUAUGUGGCAAGGAAUCGAUUGAUGUGGAUACAAACAUUUUGAAAGAGAUCCUCAGGAUUAGUGAGGGCGAUCUCAGACGUGCUAUAAACUAUUUACAGAGUGUUAGCCGGCUCCUUUCCACCAAUUCAGAUGGGCAUAGUGCGAAAGAUGCAGACAAUGAUGUAGAGAUGUUGGACGCUGGUCCAGACUCACGUCAGUCAAAAAGAGAGCAAGUACGUGAAAUGUUUGGCUUCAUGCCCCUUGGCACACUUUCGGAGUUUGUAGGUCUACUUGAGAAAAAGAACUUGAACAAGAUUUUCGAGUUCAUUUUCGACAAAAUCAGCAAGGAAGGUUAUAACGGCUCAAUUCUAAUUGAGUCUCUUCAUGACAAACUUUUGCUAGGGUCCACAUCAGAUGAGGAGACAGACCUCAGUCUACGUCUUUCGAACAACCAGAAAAAUGCGAUCUCAAAGGUUCUUUUCGACACAGAUUGCCGUUUGACGGAGGGAUGUGACGAAGGAAUACAAAUCCUCAACUGCGCGGUAAAGAUCUCCAGAAUUCUAUAA
Messenger RNA from Brettanomyces bruxellensis, 1167 nucleotides. RefSeq lists its product as uncharacterized. The transcript has a single exon. Gene Ontology annotation, molecular function: DNA binding; ATP binding; DNA clamp loader activity. Gene Ontology annotation, cellular component: nucleus; DNA replication factor C complex. Gene Ontology annotation, biological process: DNA repair; DNA-templated DNA replication. The record is from RefSeq and is a predicted model, not a curated record. NCBI's taxonomy places the organism in Eukaryota, Fungi, Ascomycota, Pichiomycetes, Pichiales, Pichiaceae. The coding region runs from base 1 to 1167 and encodes 388 amino acids.